CAUGCGUGACUGUACAUUCGAAAUCUCCGCAAGCUUGAUUUAUAGCGGUGAUUUGUUCGUAUCUGAUAAUUUUAGUGCGUCUUAUUCUGUACUGGUUAUUCUGUAAUAGUUGUUGUAUUGUGUAUUCUAAAGGUGAGAUGUGUGCUGCAAAGACCGAAGCGCCCUGGUACAACCAGAGACCCGGACAGAUGAGGAGCAGUGCUCCACAAUCUGAGCAAGAUUGGGCUGAUGAAGGAACGGAAGAUAACGCUCUGAAACUUUUUUUAACAAAUAAUUCAAUAAGAUCAAGAAAGUCAAAUAAAACUGAGCAAAGAAAACGUUUAGUUGGGGUGAAUAAACGAUCGGGCUCCCACGAUCGUGUAUACGCCGGUCGAACAACUGUUGCCAUGCCAGUCAAGGAGCGAAUAGAAACGUUGGCGAAACCUAAACUUUCACGGUCAACACUUUCUUACGGGCCCUCUUUAUCAUGGGGCAACCAGCAAACCAUGUGGGAACUAACUAAAGGUGCAAAAAGUGCUGAACCCUCAGACCGCAUACUGAGUCUAGCUCAGUCUAAGAGGAACCUCUCCACACAGGAGGACUUGAAGCCUCAAUGGGAGUACAGUUGUGGGAGACAAAGUCCGAUCAUACAGGUGUCUGGAGCAGCUAGGAAAGCAGUCAACAGUGAGAGGAUAGAGCAGCUAGCACAACCCAAGAACAACCACUGUAAUUACACUGAAAACAGGCCUAUGUACGAGUUUAGUUGUGGACGAAGUUCCCCAGUCGAGGGCCCGGCAGAGACCGCUAAAACGGCAGCUGAACGAGAGAGGACCAACCAGCUAGCUCAACCUAAGAAGGUUCAUUCUGAACAUCAGGCUAGCAGGGAGGUUCAGUCGAUCUUAACACAAGCAGCAAUGAACACGAGACCAACAGAAAGAUUGGAUCAACUUGCCGAGGCCAAGAGACGUCCAGACGGUCCCUUCAGGGAACCCGAGUGGCCUGUGUGCAAGAAAGCGAUGAAAGCCCAGUCUACUGAGAGGACCAGAGAAUUGUCAAGAUCUAAAGGCCUGGUUGAAGGAUUCCAGGGAAACAGGCAUGUUAUGUGGAAUGUAAGCAAGUCCGCUAAGCAAGCUGUGGCUACUCGGAGAGUGGAGGAGCUUAGCGUCCCUAUACAGAGAGAGUCGAUGGAUCACGUCCAGUUUAACCCUGAUGUGUUCAAAGUGAGCGAGACAGCAAAGAAAGCAAAGUGCUCGGUUAGGACCGAGGAGCUGGCCCAGCCCAUCUCCAGAAAAUGAUAACUCCCUCGUCACUUCUAUGAGAACUGUCUUAAUUUAGUUAUCUGAACUUAAUUUAUUACAAUGAAUCAAAACGUGAAAAUUUACCAAGUUUCUUGUGUGAAUAGUUAGGGUUAGGACUUAGGUAGUAUUAAAAAAACGUCGAAUUACAUUUUACAAUAAUUGUCGUGCAAUAGUCUGCAGAUUCACUCUUUAGGUACCUGGAACCUACUAUAUGUAUAUAUUUUAGAUUGAAAUCCUGUAAAUACCAACCUGUUAAAUAAUUUUGUUAAAAGAUAAAUUCAAUCGAA
This is a messenger RNA of Bolinopsis microptera, 1564 nucleotides long. Its product is annotated as sperm microtubule associated protein 2-like. The coding region runs from base 138 to 1274 and encodes 378 amino acids. The transcript is spliced from 11 exons. Lineage: Eukaryota; Metazoa; Ctenophora; Tentaculata; Lobata; Bolinopsidae. The record is from RefSeq and is a predicted model, not a curated record.